This is a messenger RNA of Tachysurus vachellii, 2460 nucleotides long. Its product is annotated as taste receptor type 1 member 1-like. Lineage: Eukaryota; Metazoa; Chordata; Actinopteri; Siluriformes; Bagridae. Gene Ontology annotation, molecular function: G protein-coupled receptor activity. The transcript is spliced from 6 exons. Gene Ontology annotation, cellular component: membrane. The record is from RefSeq and is a predicted model, not a curated record. Gene Ontology annotation, biological process: G protein-coupled receptor signaling pathway. The coding region runs from base 1 to 2460 and encodes 819 amino acids.
AUGUUGCGUUGUGUGUUCUUAGCUUUUCACUUCUUUUCUAAAUAUGUCUGUGAGCCAAGUGAGUUUAACUUACCAGGGGACUAUAAACUUGGGGGAGUUUUUCCUGUGCAUACAGCCAGUGAGAUAAUUAUUCCAAAUUCUCCUAUGGCACUUCAAUGCUACAAUCAGCCAUUUACCAUGUCAGGUUAUCAGAUGUUUGAGGUGAUGCGAUUUUCUGUGGAGCAGAUCAAUAACUCCACCACCAUCCUGCCUAACGUCACUCUUGGAUACGCGAUCUUUGACUUUUGCUUGUACAAUCAGAAUUUUCCUUCAAUUCUCGAUUUUAUCUCAGACAAUGGGCAUAUAAAUGUAUCAGAAAAGGAGAACAAACACAAUGUCAUUGGACUUGUUGGUCCUUACGGCAGCACGGAAGCUUUGGCCAUUGCACCUUUGUUCAUGAUGGACCUCAUUCCAAUGAUUAGCUAUGCAUCCUCGAGCUAUGAUCUAAGCAAUAAGUGGGUCUAUCCAAGUUUUUUAAGGACUGUACCAACCAACCAAGAUAUAAUUAUGGUAAUAAUCAAUCUCAUUCAGCAUUUUGGUUGGAAUUGGGUAGCUUUCAUUAGCAGUGAUGACUCCUACAGUCAAAACGGCCUUGAAUUAUUCCGGAGUACCAUCAAAGACACCAGCAUCUGCUUGGCUUUCUUCUAUGAAAUUACACUGAAUUCCAACUAUACAGAGAUACUCAAGAGGAUUGACUCACUGAGCAUCAAUGUGAUCAUAGUCUUCACACUGGAAGACACUGCUCGAGCGUUUGUUGAAACAGCUGUAAGAAUCAACAUAAGAGACAAAGUUUGGAUAGCAGGCGAUGCAUGGUCUAUGGAUGCAGAGCUUUCCACUUGGCCUGGCAUUGGGCAGGUCGGGACCAUUUUUGGUGUUACAGCAACAACUUUAAAUUUGCCUGGAUUUGAUGAAUAUGUCUACCAAACAAGACUAAGACUUGAAACUGACUACUGUCUGAAUUGUGAGGACACAGAGAAGUGCAAUCAGCUAUGUGAUAACUGCAUGAAUGAGAAACCAGAGGACAUUAUAAAGGAAAGCCCGACAUACUCGUUCUCCAUCCAGGCAGCUGUGUACACAUUUGCCUAUGCACUCCACCAAGUGCUGAACUGUAGCAUGGCGGGAUGUGCCCGAGAUCAAGACAUACCACCUUAUGUGGUUCUGCAAAAUAUGAGACAGACAAGUUUCAUAUUGCAAAACCAGUAUGUUAAGUUUAACCAAUAUGGGGAUCCUCCCGCCAGUCUUGCAGUAGUACUCUGGAAACCAGAAGAGAACCCGCUAUUUGUGGUGGUGGCUGCAUAUAAUACCCACCCAACAAUUAAUUUCAGCUUGAAUGAUGACCUAGUUCCCUGGGCUGAAAAUGGCACAGUGCCCUAUUCUAAUUGUUCAGUUGAAUGUGAAACUGGUUUUAAAAGAGUACAAACUUCAAUACAUAAAUGUUGUUUCCAGUGUGAGAAAUGCAAGGCUCAGACAUACAUCAACACCACAGAUGAUGCUUACACUUGUGCUCCAUGUGCAGAGGGUUACUGGUCUGAUGAAAAGAGCAUAAUCUGCAAAAAGCGCAUUAUCGUCUUCCUUGAUCUCAAGGAUCCUCUGUGCAUGCUGUUCUUGGUAUGUGCUGUGGCCUUCAUUGCUAUCUCCAUUGGACUCAUCAUCCUUUUUGGCAUCAACUACAACACUCCGGUGGUAAAGUCUGCCGGUGGUAAUAUGUGCUUCCUUAUGCUGUUUUGUCUGGUUCUGGCCAACAUUGGGGUCUUCUUUUACUUUGGAGUGCCAGACCCAGUGAAUUGCGCUUUACGGAAUGUCUUUUUCAUAUUUUUCUACACUAUUUGCCUUUCUUGUAUGGGUGUUCGUUCCUUUCAAAUUGUCUGUGUAUUCAAAAUGGCUGCCCAGUUUCCAGAUGUCUACCACUGGUGGAUGAAAAACAAUGGUCAGUGGCUUUGUAUUAAUGUCUACUCUUUCAUACAGCUUAUUGCUUGUGGAAUAUGGCUUCUAACUGGAAGGCCCAAACCCUACAAUGACAGUACGUCUUUUAAAGAUCAGACUAUUUUGACGUGUGAUAUGGGAUCAAUGGUUACAUCCACCUUGGCUUGGUCCUGUCUCUGGUUUCUUAGUAUAGUCUGCUUCUGUUUCUCCUACAUGGGCAAAGAUCUUCCAAAAAGCUACAAUGAAGCAAAGUCUAUCACGUUUAGCUUGCUUUUAUUUUAUCUGGGCUGGAUUGCAUAUUUCACAGCAUACAUUGUGUUCAGAGGAGCUUACAUUCAGCUUUUUAAUGCAGUUGCACAGCUUUCAAGUUCAUAUGGAAUUAUUUUUAGCUUCUAUAUGCCAAGGGCCUACAUCAUUAUUUUCCAACCCAAAAAGAACACUCAGGCAUACUUUCAGUCAUCAAUCCAGACAUAUACACAGACUAUUAGCAGAAUGUAG